Hibiscus syriacus is the source of this 2222-nucleotide messenger RNA. Its product is annotated as translation initiation factor eIF-2B subunit delta-like. Lineage: Eukaryota; Viridiplantae; Streptophyta; Magnoliopsida; Malvales; Malvaceae. The transcript is spliced from 7 exons. The coding region runs from base 94 to 2016 and encodes 640 amino acids. The record is from RefSeq and is a predicted model, not a curated record.
CUUCCUCCUCACCCUAAUCUGCAUGAUAUCCGAACCCUAACUUGUUUUCUUUUAUACAAAAUAAUAGCUUCUUCGACCGAACAGCAAGUUUCCAUGGACACGCGUCGUGUCUCACGUGCCGUCCCCAGAGUCCGCCAAGUCGGCUUCUUCACCCCCAACACGCCGGCGCAGCACCCUGUUCCUACACGCUCCCAAUCAGGCCCUCCGACUUCCGAUUCGCCGCCACUCUCUGGUUCUCCCGCCAGCAACUCCCUCUCUCCUGUCAUGAUUCCGCCGGCGCGUCACCUCUCCGACAACCUUGGCGGACGUACCGCCGCUCUCCCCGUUCCCAGACAUGGAAACGCUGGAGACCAUGCUAUUGUCGGAAGCUACAACCCCUCGGAGUCUGUGUUGUGGUUGGAGUCACCGACUCGUAGUCGAAUUGGAGAUGAAGAGUUCUCGGAGGGGACGGACUGGUAUCGGAGGAGUAAUUCAGCGAAGUUCUCGUCAAGUUUGCCCAGCGGGGGUUUCAAUUUGUCUCCAGUGAAGCAGCCGGGUAGUGUUGCUGCACUUGAAGCCAAGAAUCCACUGCCUGAAAAAAGCGAAGCGCAAAAGGAGCAGGCAUCAAAUUCAAAACCCCUAAAAGCGAAAACAACGAAGGCUGAGAGGCGUGCCUUGCAGGAAUCUCAACGGGCUGUUAAAGCUUCUUCUAAAGCUGAGGCAAAUAAAUCUAGUACACCUGGAGGAGCAGCUUCUUCUAAACCCAUGAAGCAGCCACAACAAAAGAAAGAUGGUCCUCCAGUUGCAUCUUCAGUUGCCGCUUCUGAAAGAAUAGGAGUUGAUCGACCAGUAGAGAAAGAGAGGAAGAAAGAUCUUCCUCCUCCACGAAUGCAAUUUGAUGAUGUUAGUCGUGUGGGUAAGGCUAAAAGGCGAUCUGUAUUGAAUCAACCUGAAGCUAGGAAUAGAGUUGAACUCUUUCGCCAUCUGCCGCCACACAAAAAUGGAUCUCAGCUUCCUUAUUUGGAAUCAAAAUUUUUUGAACUUCAUGAAAUGCAUCCUGCUGUGUACAAGGUUGGAUUGCAGUAUUUGACUGGAGAUUUGUCAGGAGGAAAUGCUCGUUGUAUCGCAAUGCUUCAGGCAUUCCGGGAAGCUAUCAGAGACUAUUACACACCACCAGAAAAAACCCUCAACAGAGAUUUAACUUCCAAAAUUGGUGGUUUUGUUUCUUUUCUGAUUGAAUGCCGCCCACUUUCUAUGAGCAUGGGAAAUGCAAUUAGGUUUCUGAAGAGUCGUAUUGCCAGGUUACCACUAACUCUCUCUGAAUCAGAAGCAAAAGCAACCCUUUGUUCUGACAUUGAUCGUUUCAUAAAUGAGAAGAUAGUUCUUGCUGAUAAGGUAAUAGUUAGGCAUGCUGCUACAAAGAUCAGAGACGGUGAUGUUCUUCUGACAUAUGGAUCAUCAUGUGUUGUUGAAAUGAUUCUUUUGUAUGCCCAUGAGCUUGGGAAACGGUUUCUCGUUGUGGUGGUAGACUCGCGUCCGAUGCUUGAAGGCCAAAAGCUGCUACGAAGGCUGGUGGCAAAGGGCCUGAGUUGUACUUAUACUCAAUUAAAUGCUAUUUCUUAUGUCAUGCAUGAAGUCACCCAAGUUUUUCUUGGGGCUUCCUCAAUAUUUUCUAAUGGGACUGUAUACUCAAGGGUUGGAACUGCAUCUGUUGCUAUGGUUGCUCAUGCAUUCGGUGUUCCAGUUUUGGUAUGCUGUGAAGCAUAUAAAUUUCAUGAAAGGGUGCAGCUUGAUUCAAUCUGCUUUAAUGAGCUAGGUGAUCCAGAUGCCAUAUCAAAGGUCGCAGGAAGAGUGGACCUAAAUUAUCUGGAUAACUUGACUGAUAAACAGAAGGAAAGCCUUCAACUUCUUAAUUUAAAAUACGAUGCCACUCCUUCUGAUUACAUCUCGGUGAUUGUCACAGAUUAUGGCAUGAUCCCUCCCACGAGUGUGCCUGUGAUCGUGCGUGAGUAUCGGAAGGAGUAUUUGCUGAUAUAGAGUUGGUACUUGUUAAAUUUUAUGCAAAAUGAAAGCUCUUCACGUAGAGUCAGAAAGGAAUCCAUUUUGGCGAAGACGGUACCAUGAUAUAUGUUAUUGUAAUCCCGUGGUAACUAGAUCAUUCUGUACAUCAAAAUCAUAAUUUUUGCCAUUGUCGAAUUAACUCGAAUCUCAAAAGUCUUGUCUUAAUAAAUAGAAAGAGCUUU